GAAGGGCACAACAUCUAUAGAAAAGAAAGAUCAAGUGUUUUUUUUAUUAAAAUACUAAUUACAAAGACACCAGUGUUUUAACAAUAACAAUCACACAAAGUUGAACUUUUACAUAUUAUUAAAUAUAUAUAAAAAUAUCAAAAUAAAAAUGGCUUUCGUUCAGCGCAACAUUUUGAGAAGUGCUUCCAAGUUCCAACAGAUUAUCCGCCCUUUGUCGGGUGGUGCAGCGCAGAAAUCUGUAUUCAUAUCGCAAUCGAACGAUGUUUACACCAACUUAGCCCUUGAGGAAUGGAUCAAAAGCAACUACGAUCUGAAGAAAGAUAACAUCAUGCUUUACUACAAGAAUGAUCCUUGCAUCCAGAUUGGGCAAGCUGCAAACCCUUGGUUGGAAACGAACAUUUCAUUCCACCACGAAAACGACAACGUCCUGCCUGUAGCCAGAAGGCAAGGACAGGCUUCGACGGUAUACCAAGACAAUGGUGCCAUGAACUUGACCAUAUUCGGUAGAUCAACAGCUCCGAACGACAUCAUCGCCAGGGCUCUCUUCAGAAGAUACGGCUUAAUUGUCAACAAACAUCAGGACGAUCUACGAUUCUUCAAUCACAAGAUUUCUGCAAACCAGUUUGCAGAUGGCGAGGAUUAUCAGCACUGCUCGUUGUUUGUGGACGUGAACCAAGGAGAUUCAGUCGGAGCAUUAGCGAAGCAAAAGCUAACUGAUGAAAAGAAAUUUGUCAACAUAACCCAGAUAGAUCCGAAAGUAACCAUGGAUGGUCUUCUUUCGGCAAUCGGCUGGGAAUUCCUCAGAUUCGACAGCGAAACUGUUAAAGAUGGUGGCAUGCAGUUGGCCAAAAAGCAGAAUGGGUUCCAGAUGAUCAACCCUUCGGAAAAUUGGUUCCCAGGAAUUACUGAGAUUCGCAACCGCUUGGCGAGCUGGGAUUGGUGUUAUGGAUCAACACCUAAGUUCACCAUACUCAGGUCCUUCCCUGUACCAGCACAGCUUCUGAAUCCAUCCAGCGAGACCUCCAACGAACUCCACGUCAAAGUUGAAGUGAACACUGGAAAGAUCAGCGACGUUACAUUGUUUGUUCCACCUGGUCUUACUUCAUCUGGUUUCACUGGUGAAGCCAAGGUGGUCACCAGCCUGAGAGGACAGAAAUUCUCUGAAGCCGCUAUCAACUCCUUUGAAUCCAUACUAGGAGUCAACAAUAACGAAAAGGAGAAGUUCGUUACCGAUUGUGUCCGUGAGGCCGUAUGCUCGGUAUAAACUGAAUUUGAUCUUCUUCAACGAGAACGAAAAAAAAAAAGAAACUAGUUUUAAAACUUUCUGCUUUACUGCUUCAUAUUUCUUUCGUUUUGUUUUUUUUAUAUAUAUAUA
Nicrophorus vespilloides is the source of this 1375-nucleotide messenger RNA. RefSeq names its product lipoyltransferase 1, mitochondrial-like. The record is from RefSeq and is a predicted model, not a curated record. NCBI's taxonomy places the organism in Eukaryota, Metazoa, Arthropoda, Insecta, Coleoptera, Silphidae. Bases 149 to 1264 code for a protein of 371 amino acids. Gene Ontology annotation, molecular function: lipoyltransferase activity. The transcript has 4 exons. Gene Ontology annotation, cellular component: mitochondrion; cytoplasm. Gene Ontology annotation, biological process: protein lipoylation.